Molecule: messenger RNA, 1083 nt
Organism: Leishmania mexicana MHOM/GT/2001/U1103
Lineage: Eukaryota; Euglenozoa; Kinetoplastea; Trypanosomatida; Trypanosomatidae
Exons: 1
Coding region: 1-1083 (360 amino acids)
Source: RefSeq, a predicted model, not a curated record
AUGAAAACUGAUGAUCACCGAAGUCAGAUACACAUGAUGUACCGUGCGCUCGGCAUUCGUCCAGUGGCACCGGCUCCACUGAUUCAACCGGCGCUGACCUUACAGAGUCCAAGGCCGCACACCCCUAUGGUAGUUCACGAAAAAACCCCGGCGAAGAUUGCCCUUCCAAUGCUGCUGAGCGACUCCUCUGGCGACGGAUCUUAUCUUGCGGGAAAAGAGAGCGUUGGCACGCUGAACAUGACCCCACCAGGCUCUCCGAGAACUCGCACCCUCACCUCUGUGUCUUACAUGCACCACCAUGCGCACCUGGCGACAAGCGAACUUUCAGUUAGCGUCUUAGCGGCAAGCGCUCUAAACUUUGCGGCGGCGUGGCGCACGGAGGACAGCAUGUGCACGGCGCAAAGGAAUCUCAUUUACUGCUGUUCGAAGGUGCGGCGUGACUUGGAGCUAGAGGAGGCAGGCAGCCGCCACCGACUGAGCCAGCUGCUGCUGACCGUGUCGGAACAGAUGCACCGAUUUGUGGUGAUGGGCGAGUACAGCAAAUUUGUUGUCUUCUGCGUCGAUCAGGAGCCCGUGUGGCGCCAGGCAGCUCGCCAGCUUCAAAAGGAGAAAGAGGCGCGACUCCGCACGACCAAGAACAUCUACUCCCGUUUCCUCAUGGAAGAAGUGGCUCUUUCGGAGAAGUUGUGCAUGUUUCAGGAGGCCUCCGACUUUGUCGUGUCGCAGGGCUAUGCGGCGCGGGAGCAGCGGCAGCGUGCCCAGAUAGGCGCGGUAAGGCGCCGCUGCGACCGCAAGUCGGCGCCCCAGGUGACGCCUGUGCCGUUCGAACCUCAAUCGCAUCUGCACCAUCCUCAACACAAUAAUGAGAGCAAUCCUGCCGCCUUGGCAGGCGGCUGGACGCCGCCGCAACUGCAGAGGCCUCGCGACGACUCCACGGAUAGGCGAUGUGGGAGCAGCAAGGAACAAUUCUCGGAAAAUGCGAAGCCGCUCUCUGACACGAAGGUGGACCGGUACAGGCAGCGCUGGCAAGAGAUAAUCUGGGUCCUUACCAACGGUGAGCGGGGAAAGGCGGCGCCGCACUGA